UUCAUAAAAACUCCAAAAGUCCAUUAUAAUUCUUUUCAUUAUCUUUUGCUCUAUCUAUAAAUGGCGCUAGGCAACAAGCCCUUUUGGAUGUACAAAUGCUCCAUUAGAUAGGUUACUGUGACCUCUCUCUGUCUCUCUCUCUCUCUCUCUCUCUCUCUCUCUCUCUCUCUCCGACUCUCUCCCUCUAUUUUUGGGUAAGAUGUCAAUCUUCUUGUUAAGGCUCACGCUUGUUGCUCUUCUUGUCAUGUCAAUAGCUCCUUUAAAAUCAGAUGGGGAACUGGAGCAAUGGUGUAUAGCAGAUGAGCAGACCCCUGAUGAAGAACUGCAAAUGGCUUUAGAUUGGGCAUGUGGAAGAGGAGGUGCAGAUUGUAGUAUGAUUCAAGUUAAUAAACCUUGCUAUUUCCCUAACACCGUUAGAGCCCAUGCUUCUUUUGCUUUCAAUAGCUACUUCCAAAAAUUCAAACACAAUGGUGGAUCUUGCUAUUUCAGAGGAGCUGCCAUUUCCACUGAACUUGAUCCCAGUCAUGAUUCUUGCCACUAUGAGUUCAUUCCCUGAUGCAAAGGCAAAGAGAAGAAUAAACAUCAAGGUUGUGAUUUUGAUUUUUCUGAAAUUUUAUUAUGAUUUCUUUAUUUACUGUAGUAGUACUACAGGCAGCAGGAUUGGAUUCUCUCAUGUUAGCAAGUAUUUUCAAUUUCUUCAAGACAAAUUUAUUUUCAAUAAAUAGCAAUUGUUAUUAUAUGACCACAAA
Molecule: messenger RNA, 749 nt
Organism: Jatropha curcas
Lineage: Eukaryota; Viridiplantae; Streptophyta; Magnoliopsida; Malpighiales; Euphorbiaceae
Product: glucan endo-1,3-beta-glucosidase 4
Source: RefSeq, a predicted model, not a curated record